Molecule: messenger RNA, 312 nt
Organism: Musa acuminata AAA Group (dessert banana)
Lineage: Eukaryota; Viridiplantae; Streptophyta; Magnoliopsida; Zingiberales; Musaceae
Exons: 1
Coding region: 1-312 (103 amino acids)
Source: RefSeq, a predicted model, not a curated record
AUGGCGCUAUACGAAACCUCUGAUGCUCUGAUGUGCAGAGCAUUUCCCAUGACUCUAAGGGGGCCAGCCCACACAUGGUACAACGGUCUGAAGAUCGGGACGAUCGCCUCCUUCAACCAGCUCGUCAAGGACUUCGAGCUCCACUUCGUGGCCUAUGCACGGCCGAAGCCUUCCACGACGCUUCUCCUCGGACUCAACCAGAGGGAGGACGAGCCCCUCUCCCAUUUUGUGAAUCAUUUUACAACACAAAUCCGGGGGUUGCCGGACACUCAUCCCUCUCUGUUAAUGCAGGCGUUUAUGAUAGGCCUGUGA